This is a messenger RNA of Necator americanus (New World hookworm), 1884 nucleotides long. RefSeq lists its product as uncharacterized. The transcript is spliced from 12 exons. Gene Ontology annotation, cellular component: nucleus; ribonucleoprotein complex. The record is from RefSeq and is a predicted model, not a curated record. The coding region runs from base 1 to 1884 and encodes 627 amino acids. NCBI's taxonomy places the organism in Eukaryota, Metazoa, Nematoda, Chromadorea, Rhabditida, Ancylostomatidae. Gene Ontology annotation, molecular function: mRNA binding.
AUGGCCUUUCUGUUGAGCAUUAUCCCUCAAGUGAGGCGUGAUGUUGGCUUAGGCGAUCCGCGGGUCACACGAGCAGCACAGCACGAUGUCAUCGAGACAAAAGAUGAGGUCAUAUCAACGUACGUCGAUGUUGCCAUCAUGGCUGACGUAGAAAUGGAACAACCUAAAGUUGAGCCUAAGGAAGAGGCAGUGGAACAGAAUGGAAACGUCAACAAGGAAGAAGCUAAGACCACUUCGGAAUAUGAGGAAAAUGAGACAUAUAAGAAGUUGAUCUCCCAACAAAUGAAGAAGUCAGUUGCGGAAUCUUUGAUGAAGCUCUUCGACAGCGGAUACAUGACAGCAGACGACGUUGACGAGCGUGCGGUUGAGAUGAUGAACUCUUUCCCAGAAGAUCAAGCUCGCUACAUAGUUGAACAACUGAGGGAGUCAAGGCUCUUUGGUGUCCAAAACAAGGCUCAGUACUUGAUGUCGUUAAUGCGCAACUUCCGCGAUCGUGUCCGCAACCAGGGCGCACAAUCCGUUAUGGCAGGAAAGCUCAUAACUGGACCAGAUCCCGAAAAAAUGGCUGAAAUUUUGAAAAGAACUGGAUACUCUUUGGAAAUCACAGUUGGCCAGCGAAAAUAUGGAGGUCCCUGCCCAGACUGGGAAGGACCACCAACUGGACCUGCUGGUCAGGGACAUGAGGUCUAUGUGGGACACAUUCCACACGAACUCUUCGAGGAUUCCAUCGUGCCCCUCUUCGAGCAGUGUGGAAAAAUCUGGGAUCUCCGAUUGAUGAUGGAUCCUAUGUCUGGCAAAAACCGCGGAUAUGCGUUCUUGACGUUCUGUGAGAAGGCCUCUGCUGCUGAAGCAGCCAAGAAGUAUGAUGGACACGAAAUUUUGCCCGGAAAAGCUCUGAAAGUGAACGUCUCUGUCGCAAACACACGUCUGUUCCUUGGAAACAUCCCCAAGUCGAAAACUAAAGACGAAAUUCUUGAGGAGCUCAAAAAGCACGCAGAGGGUGUUACGGACGUGAUUGUCUACACCAUCCCGGAUGCCACUGAACGCCACAAGAACAGAGGGUUCUGCUUUGUCGAUUUCGCGGAUCACAAGACAGCCUCAGAUGCUAAAAGGAAAAUUCAGCAGCACAAGAUCCGUCCUUUCAACAGCGAACUUGUCGUUGAUUGGGCUGAGCAACAAGACGAACCAGAUGAAGAGACAAUGAAUAAGGUUAAAGUUUUAUAUGUUCGGAAUCUUAAAGAAUGUGUGACCGAAGAGAAGUUGAAAGAGAUCUUCGGCACAUUUGGAGAGAUCGAGCGGAUAAAGAAAAUUAAAGACUACGCCUUCGUUCAUUUCAAGGAGCGAGAUCCGUGCUUGAAGGCUUUGGAAGAAUGGAACGGAAAGGAUUUGGAAGGUGUAAAUAUUGACUGCUCUCUAGCUAAGCCGCAGACAGAGAAAAAGAAGAAGCCUAUGCGUGGUCGCGGCAUGGGCAUGGGAAUGGGAAUGGGAUACGGCGGUGGACCUGGUGGAUUCGGUGGCGGUCGUGGCCGUGCCAACAACAUGUAUCCGAAUAUGGGCUUCGACGACUACAGUUACGGUGGUGGUUAUGGAAUGGGAGGCGGCUACGGAGAUUACGGCUAUGGAAUGGGUGGAGGCGGCUACGGUGGGGGAUACGGCGAUUUCCAAAAUGGUGGUUAUGGUCCCCAAGGCGGCUUCGGAGGACCGUUUGGAGGAGGAGGUUUUGGCGGUCGUGGAGGCGGUGGAUUCCGUGGUGGGCGCGGUGGCAACAGAGGAGGAUUUGCAGGGCGAGGCAAGCGACCGGGUGACAGGACUGGAGGCCCAGCGUCAAAAAGGGACAACGGUGCACCGGACUUCUCGGCUGAUGUAAACAUGAGCUCGUUUUAG